Aegilops tauschii subsp. strangulata is the source of this 1388-nucleotide messenger RNA. RefSeq lists its product as uncharacterized. Gene Ontology annotation, biological process: ribosomal small subunit biogenesis. Lineage: Eukaryota; Viridiplantae; Streptophyta; Magnoliopsida; Poales; Poaceae. The record is from RefSeq and is a predicted model, not a curated record.
UAACUCUGAUAAGCAACCACCACUUCGCUCCGGUGGUGCUCUGCCGCUCUCGUUCUCUCUGUUUCAAUCCUUGUGCGUGCGUGCUGGGUUAAAAGAUGGAUUUGCUCUCUGGGAGAGUGGUUCACGGGUGCUCGCCGUCCUGGAGAGGCGUCAAAUCGCUGAGAUUCCCUCCCCUGCUUGGUUCUUGGGCCGCCGGCAGCAGCGCGUUUCCUGGAUGCUCCUGCGCGCUAGCUGUUUGUAGAAAUGGGUCAGCGGUGGUGCCCUUUGCCAAGAAGAAGAGGAAGGGGUACAGCGUGGAGCCGCCUGAUGGAGAGGAGACGAAAGAUGGUGCUUCUGAUGAGAUAGAGGGUAUGGUCGAGGAUGUUGAUGGCGAGGAGGAGGGGGGCGACGAGGAGGAUGCUGGCGAUGACGAUAUAGUGGAUGACGAUGACAGCGACAAUGAUGAUGACUAUGAUUUCGAAGAUGAAUUUGAGAGUGAUGAUGAACAAGACCUUUAUGUUGGAGAUGGAGGUGCUGGUGGUGGAGUAUCACUUGCUGGUACAUGGUGGGGCAAGGAAGCUUUGGCAUUGGCCGAGGAGGUUUCAGCAUCAUUCGAUGGCGACUUGAAAAUUUAUGCUUUCAAGGCAACUGCAAAUUUAGAAAUCAGAGUUCGCAUUGAGAAGAUGUCCACUAGGUAUGGUUCUCCAACUAUUGAUGACAUUGAAGCGUACACAAUUGCGUACCGUGCAAAGUUGGAUGAUGCAGAGUCAGCAGGCAGGAUACCAAAGAACGUAUCCUUGGAGGUGUCAUCCCCUGGUGUGGAGAGAGUCAUCCGUGUCCCGGACGACCUUGAACGCUUCAAAGAACGGUCGAUGUAUGUCAGAUACGUUAUGACAAGCGAGGAUGCAGCCACGGCCCAGGAAGGCGACGGUGUGUUCAGGCUCAUUUCGUACGACGUGGACCUGUGUGAGUGCACCUGGGGCAUAGCCGAUGUUAAGAUAAACCGGCAGCAGACCGGCAAGGGCAGGCCUCUGAGCAAGAAGCAGAGAGAAUGGCGUCUGCAGACGCCGUUCGAGUCGCUGAAGUUGGUCAGGGUGUACUCUGAAUGUUGAGCAGCUUCUUUGACUAAAUCAUUGUUUCCAUCCGAGGUAACUUUUACAGAACCUCGUCCAAUUUUGCUGAACUACCACUGAUAGUCCAGUGUACGUGCAGUAGCUAGAUUGUUGCACCAUUUGUUCAUAUCCAGUGGUGAGAUGAGUUCUUUUCUCUUCUACUUAACAGAUAACACCUGAACUGUCCCUGUCCUGAAGUUUUGCCCUCUUGUUUGCCUCUUACAUAGUUAUAUGGCAGCAUUCCCUGCAUGUAUUUACUUGAUUGAUCCAUUAAUUGUUUCAUUUGGCCCUGAUAUA